Molecule: messenger RNA, 722 nt
Organism: Diabrotica balteata
Lineage: Eukaryota; Metazoa; Arthropoda; Insecta; Coleoptera; Chrysomelidae
Source: the annotation of a GenBank genome assembly
AUGGGUUUUAAUACAUUAGACAAAAUGUUUAGUUUAACAACUUUCUUUUUCCUGUUUAGCUUUUGUUUGUUCUCUGGAUCACAAGGAGACACAUGUUGUGCAGCAAAUCCAAAAAACAAUUAUUACUUAGGAGACAAAAAGGUAAAUUGGGCUAACGCUAUUAUAGCAUGUCAAGUUGUUGGAAUGUCAUUAGUAAGUAUCCAGAGUCAAGUUAAGCAAGAUGAAGUCAGUAAGUUUUUGCAAUCGACAGGAGUGAAUUACCUAGGAUUCGACAACGGCAUAUGGACUUCAGGAAAUAGACUUCAGGACAAAGUUCAUUGGCUUUGGUUAGCUCAAGAACCUGUUGUGUACACCAAGUGGGAUACUCUCUAUAAUGAACCAAACAAUGCUACUGGGGACGAAGAAUGCAUAAGCAUAAUUAAUAACGGAACAACUACUGAUUGGAAUGACAUCGCUUGUAACCGCACGUUUUAUCCUUUAUGCGAGAAACAGAUUUGUUGUUCUAGUUGCCAAUCUUGUUCUUAAUUUUAUUAUUUAUUUAAAUGAUUUUACAAUAAUAUAAAUUACUUUUUGGUAUUUAUGUAAUAAAAUGGUUUUAACAUUAUAAUAAAAACAAUACUCUAUAUUGUAUUUAUUAAUGCUCUAUGCUCUAUACAAUGCUCUAUAUUGUAUGUAUUUUUGAUUAAAAAUUUAAAAAAUAUAAAAAGAGACACAGAUUAAUG